Molecule: messenger RNA, 1729 nt
Organism: Hyla sarda
Lineage: Eukaryota; Metazoa; Chordata; Amphibia; Anura; Hylidae
Product: IST1 homolog
Exons: 10
Coding region: 68-1102 (344 amino acids)
Biological process (GO): protein transport
Source: RefSeq, a predicted model, not a curated record
GCCUGGACUACUUCCUGACGCCUGCCUCUUCCCUCUGCUACCAGGAAAAAGCUCAGGAAGAGGCAAAAUGUUGAAGUCGGGGUUUAAGGGAGAGCGCCUUCGGGUCAAUCUGAGACUUGCUAUCAAUCGUCUGAAGUUGCUGGAAAAGAAAAAAACUGAAAUGGCACUGAAAGCUCGGAAGGAGAUUGCAGAUUAUUUAUCAAUGCGAAAGGAUGAGAGAGCACGGAUCCGGGUGGAACAUAUAAUCCGAGAGGAUUAUAUGGUAGAAGCUAUGGAAAUCCUGGAGCUGUAUUGUGACCUACUACUGGCAAGAUUUGGAUUAAUUCAAUCUAUGAGGGAGUUGGACCCAGGCCUGGCUGAAGCUGUGUCUACAGUGAUCUGGGCUGCCCCACGUCUGAUAGAAAUUGAUGAAUUACGCAUAGUGGCCAAUCAGCUCUGUCAUAAAUACAGCAAAGAAUAUGGAAACCUUUGCAUGUCAAACCAGAUUGGUACAGUCAGUCAAAGACUGAUGCAUAAAUUAAGCCCAGAAGCACCUCCAAAAAUCUUGGUGGAGAGAUAUCUGAUUGAGAUUGCCAAAAACUACAAUGUCCAGUAUGAGCCAGAUGCAAGAGUAAUGGCUCAAGCACCUUCUGGAUUUGAAGCUGAUGGAAGUCAUUCUGAUUUUACAAACAACAAUAAGAAAGGAGGACCUGGCGGCUGGGGAGGUGGAGGUGACAUCAGAAGCAAUGUCAGGGGUCCCUAUCCCCAGAUAACAGAGACGCUUCCUGAUGUUGGGAUCUAUGAGGAGUGCACUUUUAUACACCCACCUCCAAGGGGGAGACCACCUGCCCCAGGCUUCUCUUCAUCCUAUGAUUUGCUGAAACCACCUGGACCAGAUCCUCUGGUUUUUCCUGCACGGGAUAUUGGUGCUGACACCAAUCCAGGAACCCAGUGCAAUAUAAACAAUGCCCCUGGAAAGUAUGACAACCUACCAUUACCAAAGCUUCCCUCUGUACCGGUCAGCCCUGCUCGUCUGUCACCAACAAUUGACCCCUCUCCAUAUGAGGAUAUAGACUUUGAAGAUCUGUCAAAAAGACUAGAGGACCUUAAAAAGAAGACAUAAAAUCUGUGAUGAUAGACUUUUUUUUUAAGCUUCAUACUAAUAUGUGGCUUGGACUUUUUAUUGACCCUGCUCAUAGGCCUAAAGCAUUCUAUGUAUCACCAGAGGACCAUAAGUUGGAGUUAAUGGACUUUACUUCUAAUCAAUAAAAAGAAAAUAAUUAAUCUGCUAUAUGCUGCUUAAAGUACCCACCAUCAGAGGACCAACAGAGCCACAAUGAAUGCCUUUCUGGCAGCUACCAGUCUCAAUGCCCAGGCUAGAACCUAUUUUUUUUUCUUUUUUUUAACUGUAGUUUUUAUUAAAUGAGUUUUGCAAAUACAAUAAGGAUUAAAGAACAAUGAAAGCAAAAAAGUAUAGAAAUGCACCAAUCAUUCAAUCAUGUGACAAGUCGUAUGAAAAGUAAAGCACAUAAAAAAACUGUAACUAUAAACAAUUCCAGUGUAUGGCAUAGAUAAAGCUUCAGUACAGGUGGUGACACAAGAAGAUAAAGAAAGCUAUUGCAUUGGGCAGAAAAGUAAAACAAAAAAAAAAGACAUCAUAUUAAACUAUGCGUAAAACACUAAUACUUGAAAAUAUAUAGGAUAGCCAAACGAAGCAUGGAAAAGAGACGUCAGACAACACGAAAGACAG